Messenger RNA from Oikopleura dioica, 438 nucleotides. The record is from the annotation of a GenBank genome assembly. Lineage: Eukaryota; Metazoa; Chordata; Appendicularia; Copelata; Oikopleuridae.
AUGUGCCACAAGUGCGGGCUGUGCUGUUAUCAACCUUUCAGUCCAAAAGAGUGGGAGCACAUUCUCAGCAGUUGUCGCGUAACGAGAAAGAAGAUUUACGGAUUCCAUGCUGGAAUGGAAAGCCUUCAUCGUGACUGGAAACCUGACCUCAUGUUCUCUGUCGCUGAGCCAGCUGUGUCAAUCAUACGAAAAAGUGAUCUUCGAAUGGCUCGAGAACGAGAGAUAAGCCAAGAAGAGAAAACCAAAUGCCUGAUUUGCUUGGAGCCAAAUGCGGACUUCCAGACGCCAUGCUGUCAUCAUUUCUGCACUUCAUGUGUAGAAAAAGCGAAAAAGCAUUUCGACAAAAAGUGCCCAGCUUGCAACACACGAUUCGUUUACGAUGGAAUUGACAUUCGAAAAAAUGAACACCUCUACGCAGGAUUUUUUCUUGACUAUUAA